Messenger RNA from Besnoitia besnoiti, 1716 nucleotides. RefSeq names its product serine/threonine protein phosphatase. Lineage: Eukaryota; Apicomplexa; Conoidasida; Eucoccidiorida; Sarcocystidae. Gene Ontology annotation, molecular function: protein serine/threonine phosphatase activity; protein binding. Gene Ontology annotation, cellular component: nucleus; cytosol. The transcript is spliced from 8 exons. The record is from RefSeq and is a predicted model, not a curated record. The coding region runs from base 1 to 1716 and encodes 571 amino acids.
AUGGAGGACGACACAAGCCGCACAGCCGCGGAGGUCGAGCCGCGCGUCUCUGCGGGCGCCGCGGGAGAAGCGGCGGACGUCAAGACGGGAAAGGGCGCGCUGCCGUCGGCGCGCGAGGUGACGAAGCUUGACCAGCAGAAGACACUCGUGCUGGAGCGGGCGCGGCGAGAGGAGAGCCAGACUCAGGAGGAAGAGGCCGCCAUGGAGGAGUGCUACGAUGACAUGCUCCAGGAAGCAGAAAAACUGAAGGCGGAGGGAAACACACACUUCAAAAACCAGCUCUUCCACCUUGCAGUCGAAAAAUACACCGCGGCCAUCGACCUCCUCUGCGACAACACGCUCACCGCCGACGCGAAACAGGCACUCCAGGUGCUCCUCUGCAACCGAGCCUUCUGCCAAAUCAAACUCGAGAACUACGGCUCUGCUGUGGUUGACGCGGAGCGCGUGAUUCAGAUGAAUCCGCUCUUUGCGAAGGCGUACUACAGACGCGGCUGCGCGUACUGCUGUCUCUCUCGCUAUAAGAAGGCGCAGAAAGAUUUCGAGCGGGUGAUUGCUUUGUCGGCGAGUCCUGAUCCGAGUGCAAUAAGUCGUUUGAACGAGUGCAAGAAACAGAUUCGUCUGGAGGCUUUCGCGGCGGCAAUUGAGACGGAGAAGACGAUGCGCGCGUCGGAAGCGGUGCGGAAGGAAGGCGUCGAGUCUCUCUUCCCGGUGGAGAAGAGCUACGACGGCCCCGUGUACAGCUCGAAGGAAGAACCGAGCAGCGCGGGGGGGGCGGACCUUUCAGAGUUCGUCGCGUCUCUGAAGGAGUACCUGAAGGACACUGGGAAGCGCCUGCACAAGCAGUUCGCCUACCGCAUUGUGUUGGACGUGAUCUCGAUGCUGAGCAAGCUGCAGAGCCUCGAGCGCAUCACUAUUCCCGAAGACGAGCGCAUCACAGUUUGUGGGGAUAUCCACGGACAGUACUACGACUUGUGCAACAUUUUCGACAUCAACGGGAUGCCGUCGAAAGACAACCCGUACCUCUUCAACGGCGACUUCGUCGACCGCGGAUCUUUUUCCGUCGAGUGCAUCUUGCUUCUCUACGCCGCGAAGCUGGCCUACCCGCAACACUUCCACCUGACGCGAGGCAACCAUGAAACCUUCGAGAUGAACAGACUCUACGGCUUCCGCGGAGAGGUCAUCGCCAAGUAUGAUGAGCGCCUCUACAAUCUGUUCUGCGAGUCUUUCCGCCUCCUGCCUCUGGCGUUUGUGCUGAACGAUGCCGUCUUUGUCGUCCACGGAGGUUUGCUCAGCAGCGACAACAUCACUCUCGACGACAUCCAAAAGAUCGACCGAGACCGCGAGCCCCCUGAUGGAGGUUUGAUGACAGAUCUGCUGUGGUCUGACCCGUCGCCCGUGCCUGGGCGCUCGCCGUCGAAGCGCGGCGUCGCCUGCCAGUUCGGCCCCGACGUGACAGCGGCGUUUUUGAAGCAGAACAACUUGAAGUUGGUCAUCCGCUCCCACGAGAUGAAGGAUGAGGGCUACGAAGUCUGCCACGGCGGACAGCUGGUGACUGUCUUUAGCGCGCCGAACUACUGCGACCAGAUGAAAAACAAGGGGGCUUUCAUCAAGCUCGAUGGCAAGACACUAACCCCCCAGUACACACAGUUCGACGCCGUACCGCAUCCCGCUACGCGGCCGAUGCAGUAUGCCAACCCGAUGCUCAGCUUCAUGUGA